UAUGCAAACACGUCCAAGAGAGAGAUGGCAACGUCAACGCGCAUAAUGAUGAGCCCAUGGAACCGUCGGAUGUGAACGCGCUUCUUCCUCCCGUUGGUGAUCGAACCCCAGGUUCACAUAUCUGAUCUUCUGACACUGAUCGGCGCAUCUGACUUGAAGAGACCAGGAGCGAAGCAGAAGCUCAGAAAAAAAUAAUCAUUCAAGUGCUCUCCUUUCGGUCUGCAGGAGGGACGAGAGGAGACUGACUGCGCUUCCCCGCAUCAUACUCUUCCUCGCGCUGCCGAUUCCCCGUCACAAUGGCUCUGACCAUCUGCACCAGAUUUACGGACGAAUAUCAGCUUUUUGAAGAGCUCGGGAAGGGUGCAUUCUCUGUCGUGAGGCGAUGCGUGAAGAUAUCAUCCGGCCAAGAGUAUGCGGCCAAAAUCAUCAACACAAAGAAGCUGUCAGCCAGGGAUCACCAGAAGCUGGAGAGAGAGGCAAGGAUUUGCCGUCUCUUGAAACACCCGAAUAUUGUUCGACUCCAUGACAGUAUAUCGGAGGAGGGUUUCCAUUACCUAGUUUUUGAUCUGGUUACUGGAGGUGAGCUGUUUGAAGACAUUGUAGCAAGAGAGUACUACAGUGAGGCUGAUGCCAGUCACUGCAUUCAGCAGAUUUUGGAGAGCGUUCAUCACUGCCAUGUUAAUGGGAUCGUCCACAGGGAUCUGAAGCCUGAGAAUUUGCUGUUGGCCAGUAAGAUGAAGGGGGCGGCAGUUAAGCUUGCUGACUUUGGUUUGGCCAUAGAGGUCCAGGGUGAUCAGCAGGCAUGGUUUGGUUUUGCUGGUACUCCAGGGUACCUGUCCCCAGAGGUCUUGAGGAAAGAUCCUUAUGGCAAACCUGUGGACAUGUGGGCCUGUGGUGUGAUUCUCUACAUUCUGCUGGUUGGAUAUCCACCAUUUUGGGAUGAAGACCAGCAUCGCCUCUAUCAGCAGAUUAAGGCUGGUGCAUAUGACUUUCCUUCACCUGAGUGGGACACAGUGACCCCUGAAGCUAAAGAUCUGAUUAAUAAGAUGUUGACUAUCAAUCCUUCUAAACGCAUUACAGCUGCUGAAGCCCUCAAACACCCUUGGAUCUGCCAACGCUCCACUGUAGCCUCUAUGAUGCACAGACAGGAAACUGUGGAGUGCUUGAAGAAAUUCAAUGCCAGAAGGAAACUCAAGGGUGCAAUUUUGACCACUCUCCUGGUCACAAGAAACUUCUCAGCAGCCAAGAGCUUGUUGAACAAGAAGACAGAUGGUGUGAAGGUUAACAACAAAACCAACCUAGCCAGCAGCCCAAAAGACACAGGCCCCGCCCCAGCACUGGAGCCACAAACUACCGUGAUCCACAACCCAGUGGACAGAAACAAGGAGUCUACAGAGAGUGCCAACACAACCAUCGAAGAUGAGGACAUUAAAGCCAGGCGCUUUGGAAACCUCAGCAUUAAUUCAAUCUGGCAACCCGCGGGCCGCCCGCAAAACUCCGAGCCCGAGCAGGCGCCCAACUCUUCGGUGCAGACUUGCCAAGUUAUCAAUAAAGCUCGAAAGCAGGAGAUCAUAAAGGUGACCGAACAGCUGAUUGAAUCCAUCAACAACGGAGACUUUGAGGCUUAUGCAAAGAUUUGCGAUCCUGGCCUUACUUCCUUUGAGCCUGAAGCUUUGGGAAAUCUGGUGGAGGGGCAUGACUUCCACCGGUUCUACUUUGAGAACGCACUUUCCAAAGGUAAUAAACCUGUACACACUAUCUUGCUGAACCCCCAUGUGCACCUGAUCGGAGAGGAUGCGGCAUGUAUUGCGUACAUCCGUCUGACCCAAUACAUGGAUGGCAGUGGGAUGCCACGCACCAUGCAGUCAGAGGAGACCCGUGUCUGGCACCGUCGAGAUGGCAAGUGGCUAAACAUACACUUCCAUCGCUCUGGAGCCCCCAGCGUGCCCAUCAAUUAAUGGAAUAUUAGGCUUCAGUUUUUUCCAACGGAGGAGAAACCAUCAGCAAAAACCCAACUGUCUGUCAGUCAAGCUGGAGGUGUGUCUCCUAAGCCACACCUGCUUUCCAACAACCGCGCCCCUCUCCCCUCCCGCUCGAGGGUCGUUUACAUAUUACCACACAUGGACAAGAGAAUUCCGGAGGUCAUCACUUACA
Messenger RNA from Cyprinus carpio (common carp), 2154 nucleotides. Its product is annotated as calcium/calmodulin-dependent protein kinase type II delta 2 chain. Gene Ontology annotation, molecular function: calcium/calmodulin-dependent protein kinase activity; calmodulin binding; ATP binding. Gene Ontology annotation, cellular component: cytoplasm; neuron projection. Lineage: Eukaryota; Metazoa; Chordata; Actinopteri; Cypriniformes; Cyprinidae. Gene Ontology annotation, biological process: protein phosphorylation. The record is from RefSeq and is a predicted model, not a curated record.